Messenger RNA from Onychostoma macrolepis, 1371 nucleotides. RefSeq names its product CCAAT enhancer binding protein delta (gene cebpd). Gene Ontology annotation, biological process: regulation of transcription by RNA polymerase II; DNA-templated transcription; regulation of cell differentiation. The coding region runs from base 186 to 1043 and encodes 285 amino acids. NCBI's taxonomy places the organism in Eukaryota, Metazoa, Chordata, Actinopteri, Cypriniformes, Cyprinidae. Gene Ontology annotation, molecular function: RNA polymerase II cis-regulatory region sequence-specific DNA binding; DNA-binding transcription factor activity, RNA polymerase II-specific. The transcript has a single exon. The record is from RefSeq and is a predicted model, not a curated record.
ACAGCAGAGUUUCGAUAGAGAGCUACGAGGACUUUAACACCUGCUCAAGAGACAGCCAGACUUUUGGAGAUACGCGCUGGUUGCGCGAGACAGGGUGUGAUUGCGCGUGAAAAGUUACACUUUUUGGGGACUGCCAAGGAGACGAGGAAAGUAUCUGCUGAUUGAGUUCGAGUUUUGCUGCGUCCAUGUCUGACAUAUACAACCUGGACUCGCAGUGCGUAACGCCACCAUGCAACAUGAGCUGGGCCAUGGAGCCUGCCAACUUCUAUGACAAUAAAGUCAUGCCAGGGGAUGUCAAAUCCGGGGGAGAGCAUGGCAUGUCCGAGGACAAUAAUAACAACAACAACAACAACACCAGCAACAUGAUGGAGCUCAGCAACGCGCCUGCCAUCUACGAUGAUGAGAGCGCCAUCGACUUCAGCGCCUACAUCGAGUCCAUGUCCACGGUUCCGCUGGAGAUCUGCAACGACGAGCUCUUUGCAGACUUGUUCAACAACGCCGUGAAGCAAGAAAAGCCCGAAUUUUACCUGCCGAGCGCUUUUGCGCAAAAAAGCGCGGAGAGGCUGCAGCAGCAUGGGGGCUUUGGCAAGGGCGCGUUUUGCGCACCGAUCAAGAAGGAGGCGGACUGGAGCGACAGCGAACUGUCCUCUUCCUUACCAUCUCAGAUCGAGACGUGCGCGCAGACGACCGUGAGCCUCAUGCACACGGGUCAACCGACACCUCCCACAUCACCCGAGCCAGAACCCGUCACUCACAGGAGGCUGGGAAAGGAAAAGGGCAAGAAGUCAGUCGACAGGCACAGUCCGGAGUAUCGGCAGCGGCGCGAAAGGAACAACAUCGCCGUGCGUAAAAGCAGGGACAAGGCGAAGCAACGCAACCUGGAGAUGCAGCAGAAGAUGAUCGAGCUGGGCUCUGAGAACGAGCGCCUGCACAAAACCAUCGAUCAGCUGACGAGAGAACUCAGCAGCCUCAGAAACUUCUUCAAACACAUGCCAGACACUUCUUUUGGGACUGCGGCGCGCGCGGCUGUUGACAGUCGGUGACGCACGUCGGGGAAAGAGAGAGAGAGAGAGAAAGCUCCCAAAAACCUUGCCAAAAACAUACCUCAGUGAACUUGAAUUACUAUGUUCUUCUGUAGCAGACGUGCAUUAAGUUACACAUUGGAUGAUGGACUCUGGCACCGCAUGGUGUCGUCGUGAUUAUUUUUGUGAAUGUUUUUGUAUUCUAAAUUAUUACAGAAAAAACUUCAUAUAUGUUUUUAUGGUACCUGUUUUAUAAUUCCCAAAAACUUCGUAUUAAUGCCAGAGCAUGUUUUAAAUUGUACAGUGUGUACAAAUGUAUAAUAAAACGACGUAAAAAUUUCCAAAAAGA